AUGAGGAGAAUCAGGACUGUGGUGGUAUUUGUGUUGUCAUUGUUAUCUCUGUGGUGCUAUGAGGACUCCAGGCUCAGGCCUAGGCCUGUUGCUCAAUUUCUGCUGAGGUUCCUAGGCUUCAUCUUCUGGGGGGCUGCUGCAGCUAUGGCCUGUGCUGGAGUUUUUGUGAUCCUGAUUUACAAGAACUGCAGAUAUUUAUUUCAGGAGUCUUUCUUGCUUCUCCCUGGCUGGCUGGCUGUUGCAGCUGCACUUAUCUUGGUACCUACGGGAGUUCUGGCUGUCUCUAUUUCUCUUAAGGCCUCCCGCUGUCAGCAAGGGAUUCUCAUGUACUUGCUGGUGAUCCUUUUUUGGUUAGAAUUGUCUUUGGUAGUUCUGACACAGAUGUACUCUGUUCAGAUGGCCUCUGAGCUGAAAAGCACUAUGGGUUAUCUUGUUUAUCACUACAAUGGGACUCACUCACAGGGUCCUGGCAGCAUGGCUGUGGAUUUGGUACAGAGGGAGCUACAGUAUUGUGGGAUCCAAAACUGCACAGACUGGCUGAAGACAGCAGCUGCCUCUGUGCAUCUUUCAGGUAUGAAAUCUGGUGUCACUGAAAGCUGUUGUAAGGAGAAAUGUUCUCACUGCAUGGGUGACUUAAACCAUCUGGAGCAGCUGUUUCAGGAAGGCUGUUUAAAGAAGCUGGAAGGCCAGUUGCGUUUUGUGAUGCUCCGCAUGUUUUGGUGCUGUACUGUGCUAAGCGUCUUGGGCAUGUUGGCUGGUGUCAGCAAUGGCAUCCUCAUGAGGCAUCAGCUUCUCUAUGAACUCCAAAUUCUGGACUCUGCUACCUUCUCAUAG
Molecule: messenger RNA, 834 nt
Organism: Falco peregrinus (peregrine falcon)
Lineage: Eukaryota; Metazoa; Chordata; Aves; Falconiformes; Falconidae
Product: tetraspanin-3-like
Exons: 1
Coding region: 1-834 (277 amino acids)
Cellular component (GO): membrane
Source: RefSeq, a predicted model, not a curated record